Molecule: messenger RNA, 1026 nt
Organism: Schistocerca gregaria
Lineage: Eukaryota; Metazoa; Arthropoda; Insecta; Orthoptera; Acrididae
Product: UDP-glucosyltransferase 2-like
Exons: 4
Coding region: 1-1026 (341 amino acids)
Molecular function (GO): UDP-glycosyltransferase activity
Source: RefSeq, a predicted model, not a curated record
AUGGGCUCGCCUCCUGUCGUGAAGGUUCUGACGAUGACGGCUCCCUCGUCAGUCUACUACAACUUCGGAAACCCCAUGAACCCCGCCUACAUGCCUGAUAUGUGGCUCGGCUACUCAGACGGUAUGAAUUUCUGGCAGCGGCUGUACAACACGUACUUCUAUUUAAGGCUGAUGCACAUGUGGUUCUGUCAGGCGAUGCCAGUUCAUGAAGCACUUAUGAGGAAACACUUUGGUCCAGAUCCUCCAUCUGUGUACGAAGCGGACAGGAACGUCAGUCUCCUCAUAACCACCAACCACUUCGUCAUGGAAUAUCCUCGCCCGCACUUGCCCAACAUCAUCGAGAUCACCGGAAUCCACGUUGCCACAGAACAGAAGCCUCUGCCAAAGAAGGCUGAGCUUUACACGACUGACUGUGACCAGCAGAUGUUGACUUCACAACCACCAGCAAGGCUUGCCCAACAGCUUCAACAAGAAGAGGACAGACUGCUGCAACCAAUCGCUGACUUCUGGCGGCGAUCGACGCAGGACCGCCCUCUCCUGACGACGCCCCAAGAGGUCACGGAUGUUAUCGGCAAAACUAAGGACAUCAAGCUGUUCCUAGAUGGGGCAGAACACGGCGUCAUCUACUUCUGCCUAGGAACCAAUCUGCGCAGCAAUGCGAUGUCAGACUGGAGCCGACAGGAAUUCAUUGAAGCGUUCCGGGAGCUGCCCCAGAAGGUCCUCUGGCAGUGGGAGAACGACUCCCUUCCCGGUCGACCUGAGAACAUCAUGGUCAGCACAGCAGGACGUCCUAGCACUGGGUGGACUCUGGAGCGCGCCGUGUGGUGGCUGGAGUACGUGAUACGUCACAAGGGGGCCCCGCACAUGCUCAGUGCCGCCCUCGACCUGCACUGGUGGCAGCGGCUGCUGCUCGACGUCAUAGCGUUCCUCCUUCUGGUCGCCGCCAUUGCUGUCUAUCUUUCAUGCAUAUCUCUUCGCAGACUUGUCCAGCUCCUCUUAACAUUUAAAAGUGAGGAUAAAAGCUGA